Molecule: messenger RNA, 355 nt
Organism: Rhinopithecus roxellana (golden snub-nosed monkey)
Lineage: Eukaryota; Metazoa; Chordata; Mammalia; Primates; Cercopithecidae
Gene: DEFB135
Product: defensin beta 135
Exons: 2
Coding region: 1-234 (77 amino acids)
Biological process (GO): innate immune response
Cellular component (GO): extracellular region
Source: RefSeq, a predicted model, not a curated record
AUGGCCACAAGGAGCGUCCUCUUGGCCCUCGUGGUCCUUGACUUGCUCAUCUAUGUUCCACCAGGUAGAAGUGGACCCAAUGUCUACAUACAAAAAAUCUUUGCUUCAUGUUGGCGACUGCACGGUUCUUGCAGGCAAAAAUGUUUAAAAAAAGAAGAAUAUCAUAUUUUGUGUGAUACUACACGUUUAUGCUGUGUAAACCCAAAGUAUUUACCUAUACUGACUGGGAAAUAGUUGUGAGUACCCGAAAGCUGUUGCUGAUUUCCUCUGGGAACCCAGGUCCCUCUCAGUUGCACCAUUCGAUUAAAACAAUGGCUUUAGCCUACCAGUGUUCCCGUGUCUGCUGUAUUUCUCU